This is a messenger RNA of Pezoporus flaviventris, 3263 nucleotides long. RefSeq names its product dynein axonemal assembly factor 11-like. Bases 532 to 2427 code for a protein of 631 amino acids. Gene Ontology annotation, molecular function: protein binding. Gene Ontology annotation, biological process: outer dynein arm assembly. NCBI's taxonomy places the organism in Eukaryota, Metazoa, Chordata, Aves, Psittaciformes, Psittacidae. The record is from RefSeq and is a predicted model, not a curated record. The transcript has 16 exons. Gene Ontology annotation, cellular component: cytoplasm.
GAGCAUUCACUGGGCUAAUCUUAAUCUUCAGUUUGCUCUUCAAAAUGAAUGCUUCUGAUGUGAGGCUACUCCACAGGAAGCGUGACCUCAUUCUGCCUCUGUGCUGCUGAUUGCACAGGCUGUUUUCAAAAGGAAACAGGGGACUUCAUAGACCUGCCUUUCUGAAACCUCAGAGCUAAUCUCUUCCAGGAAGCUGCAGAAGGAGCACCCUCCACUUAACGUCUCCGAGGCACUCGUGUUGAUGAUGAGAAACUCUUUUACAUACAUGUAUUAAUAGUGAAAUGGAUUUUCCAGGUUUGGAAGAUUUUACACAUAUUUAUCUCUUAGUAUAUUUGUCAGCUGAGAAAUAACUAAGCUUUGGACUCAUUUCUGUACCGCUCUUCAGGAAGUUUUGUAUUUCUGUGGAUGUUGUUAUCAUUGCCUGCAGGGGGGAAAGACUGCACUGCUCUUCAGAAAUGACUGAUAUGUGUGGACAAAGAAAACUACCUUUGUAGGCACUUGUGUUUGAUAAUCUGUAUUACCCAUUAUCCCAUGGUGUGUGAAACAGUCCUUUUUAAGAUGUAUGGAAUAUCACAUGUUGCAUCAACACCAAGAACAAGUUCAACAGAGUUUAAUGGAGAACAUAGACACAACCUCUCACAACGUGUUUUUCCAAGUUAUGCUUGUGCCUUUUUGGACGAUGACCCUGCUUAUGAAUAUCAUUCCACAAAUACUCCACCAGGAUCCCUUUCCAUAUGUCGCCGCAGCCCUCGACUGCUUUCUAAUGGGUAUUACAUUUGGACAGAAGACAGUUUUCUGUCUGAUGAAGAGGGCAACAUAACAUUGACACCAUCCCAGACAAGUGUUACAUACAAAGAGAAUUUAGUUCGUGUAUUCAGGCGAAGGAAGAAAAUCCGUCGCUCUCUUGCCAGCUUGUUCAGUCUCAAUGCCUCCACUUCUUGGCUCAGCAGCACCGUCCCCAGCAAAAUGGAUUCCUCCCAUGUAGAUGAUCCUUGGCCUGAUGAAUGCAAUGAACUAGAAGCCAGUCAGAGUGAUGUUGUCACUGAAGAUCUUGUUAGAAGACGUGCAGAGCAUAACGACUGUGAAAUAUUUUCACUGGAAGAAAUCUCUUUACAUCAGCAGGAAAUAGAAAAACUAGAGUAUCUUGACAAGUGGUGUCGAGAUUUAAAAAUUCUCUAUCUUCAGAAUAAUCUAAUUCCAAAAAUUGAAAAUGUGGGCAAACUGAAGAAGCUGGAAUACUUAAAUGUAGCUUUGAACAACAUAGAAAGAAUUGAAAAUCUGGAAGGUUGUGAAGAACUGAAGAAACUCGACCUGACAGCAAAUUUCAUUGGUGAACUCUCCAGUAUUGAAGCCCUAAAACAUAAUAUACAUCUGAAUGAACUGUUUCUAGUGGGUAACCCUUGUACUGAAUUUGAAGGUUACAGACAAUUUGUAGUGGCAACUCUGCAUCAAUUAAAAUGUUUGGAUAGUAAACAAAUAGAACGUUCAGAGAGGAUUCAAGCACUUCAAAACUAUCCAGAAGUGAAACAGAAAAUCAGAGAACAGGAACAAGCUUAUCUUCUCAAAAGGGCUAGAGAAAAGGAAGAGGCUCAAAGAAGGAUGCAAGAAAGAAAGGACAAGAAACAAAAACAAAUGGAAUCUAAGCUUGGAUUUGACAGUCCAGACUCCAUACAGGAGAAAGAAAAACAUCAGGCAGAAGGAGGUGAAGAACAAGAAUCAUGGAGAACAACUGAAGAUGAUGAAGACAAAAGAUUUUGGGAGGAGCCUACGUCAUACACUCCAGAAUCUAGAUUAGAAACUCACAGAUACAUUGAAGAGAAACGAAGAGCUAAAGAGAAUGUAAGGGAAUCAAAAAAGAAAGAGAAGCCUCUUUGGACACUGGUCACUGCAGAGGGAAAAGUUCUGAACGUGAAUGUGCCUAAGCUUCAUUUCUCUUUGAAAGAUGAUGAAGAAAACAACCAGAUCAUCUUGGAUCUUGCUAUUUACAGACAUUUGGACACUUCUCUGCUUGAUAUUGAUGUCCAGCCAACUUAUGUACGUGUAAUGGUGAAGGGAAAGCCAUUUCAGUUUGUGCUCCCUGAGGAAGUGAAGCCAGACAGCAGCUCUGCUAAAAGAUCACAAACAACCGGUCAUUUAGUUAUCAGCAUGCCAAAGGCUAAAGAAAUAAUCCUGCCUAAGCAAAAAGUAGCAACUUUAGUUAAGCGUUCUGACUGCAAUGCACUGCAAAAAAAUGCAAGAAGGGGCAGACAAGUUGAGAAAUUAGAAGUGGAUCCUAGUAAAUAUUCAUUCCCUGAUAUAACAAAGAUAAUCCAAGAAAAGGAACGAAUUGGACUGGGACCUAUUAAGCUACAACCAGAGAAGCCUGCAGAGACUAAGAAUAGUUACGUUGAUUUUGAAAGUAACGAAGAUGUUCCUCUCUUGAUUUGAAACAUUCUGAAAUAGUCCCUCUGUAUGUGUUGUAUAUGCUUGAGGUGUUUUCAUGACUCUCUGUGUAAAGUAAAUACAGCUGAAGUUGGAAAUAUUAUUACAUUUCUUAUCAAUAACUUUUUCAUAUCUGUGCUUGCUGUGGCAUUUUCUGUUAGUAUAUUGCUAUAUAAAUUCUUUCUGGAUUGUUUAUUUAGUCUCAGACCAGAAUGGGACUCAGACAUUGUCGUCUUUUCAGGGAAUUUACAGUCUAGAUUGAAAGAUAUUACUGUAGAAAGAGAGAGAAGGAAGGAAGAAAGCACUUGUAACGAGAUUUAUGAUUAUUAUUCUCACUAAACUGAAGAUAGCAAAAAGCUCUAGAUAUUCUUCUGGUGUUUUCUUUUUUCAUGAAGGACGACAAUAAAAAACAUCAAUUUAUUCUGAGAGUGAGACACAUUGCCGUAAUCUGUCAUACAGCAGUGAAAUUUCCAGCAUAACGCACAGCUCCUGGAUUCUGGAUCUGGUAUAACAAUGCCACUUCUUGAAGGCGUUGGGAGAGAAUAAUGCUGAACACAGUACCUCAGAUGUGACAACAUGGGAGCUGGGAGGAAUCAGCCAGACCAUUCUUGCUCUUCAUCAUGCAGGGGCUCUCAACUGUUCAGUUUUUUCAGGAUCCCCUAAAAAUAUCAAGGAUAAUUUUUAGCUGUUGGAUGUAAUAAGGUUGAGGAUCUGUAAUGGGAUGAGCUUCCCCUUUCCUGCCUUCCAGACCUUUUUUAGCAACCAAAGACUCCAUUAUAUUUUUUUCCCUCAGCUGCUGGAUUGCUCUAUGAGUGAAACAGGCAGCAUCAAAGAACAAAUAU